AUGGUUCCGGAAUGCGCCAGCAUCAAGCGUGACAACGUCAAGGAUUUCUUCCGGUGGGCGUUCUUGAACACAGGAGAGUAUGAUCCGACCUACGACGAGGAAUUAGAAGAGUAUACUCAAGAGAUAGAGAAGCUGCUGGGCAGGAAGUUAGAGCCUGGUCGCGGAAACGCCAAAUGCCUCCGAUUGACUCUCGAUAAGGUAGAGAUGUUGCAUCGGAGUUUAACGUGGUACCUAUGCGUGUUUGUUGUCGACACGAUAGCGUCUAUCUCUUUACGAUACCACUCGUUCAACUUUCAUCGCACGUCGUUCUCGCAGUUUGUCGCCACAUUUCUACUAUGUCUUUCUACUCUGUUUGCGACCUAUACCUCCUAUGCGAAGGGACUCACUUACUGGCACCGUCCACAUGCGUCUAAGACAAAGCUGCCUAUUUUAUUCAUUCAUGGCACCGGCGUGGGGUUUUACCUAUACGUAAACUUCUUGGCCGAAAUAAAUGCUGAUAUUGACGAGAAUCCUUCAGAUGGGCAGGUUGGGAUUAUCGCUAUAGAAAUUAUGUCGGUAAGCUCCAGGAUAAUAUACGAGGCAAUGUUGAAAGAGGAAAUGUGUGAUGAGAUUCGUUGCAUAUUGACGGCAUAUGGGUGGGAGAAGUGUGUCUUGGUAUCGCAUUCACGACCAAGUCAACCAAAUGAGUAUCUACUCUCCUACUUUGGUUCCAAGGAUAUAGGCAUAUCUUAUACCCUAUUCCGCCGCUUCUUAUGGGCCGAUAAUAUGUUAUGGAAGGAGGACAUUCAAGAUCGUUCUGUGACUGUGGUAUUAGCCGGCAGAGAUAGUGUGAUCGACACGAAAGCAAUCCGGGCAUAUCUGCUGGGCUCAGAGAAUUGGACCUUAGAAACUAUGGACUUGGUGGAUCUCGGGCGGAAAGAUGAUAGAUUGGAUGUCAUCUGGUUCCAAGAUCUGGAUCACGGCCAGGUCUUUGGCCAGAAGAGGACUAGAAGCAGUCUGCUUGAGAUUGUCUGGACGUUUUGCAACAAAUAG
Fusarium venenatum is the source of this 1032-nucleotide messenger RNA. The record is from RefSeq and is a predicted model, not a curated record. Lineage: Eukaryota; Fungi; Ascomycota; Sordariomycetes; Hypocreales; Nectriaceae.